GCUACUUUUGCCGUUCUUAUACUGUUCAGUGCUUGCCGCACUAUCGUGCUUCGACGCCACAGACCGGGGGGCGGGUCGUUGAUCGGAGAAGUCAAAGCAUGAAGGUAUAUUCUGCAAAAACGUUGACUACAGAAACGUGCGCUAUUUUAUGGAUUACAAUCAGCCUAGGAUAUAAUGGAUCUAUAAAAUACAACGCAUUGCAUAACUAGAUAAAGUCAUUAACCUACAAGUCUACGUGAGAGAAAUAUAAUAGCAGUAUAUGGAAAACCGUUUCCCAAGCAGUACUCUUCUGGUACAAAAAGAAACCCAAAACACGGCUUCACAACAGGACCUGUAAGAAGCAAGAAUCAGAAUAGCAAACCCUUUUGAGACCACACGAUCCACACUGAGAAAUCCAGCUCAUCCCAGCCUGCCCUCUGUAUCUGUCCAGCCAUGUCUAUCAUGGACCACAGUCCCACCACUGGGGUGGUGACUGUCAUCGUCAUACUCAUUGCCAUUGCUGCCCUGGGCGCCCUCAUCCUGGGGUGCUGGUGCUACCUUCGCCUGCAGCGCAUCGGCCAGUCAGAGGACGAGGAGAGCAUUGUGGGAGAAGGUGAGACUAAGGAGCCCUUCCUGUUGGUGCAGUACUCUGCCAAGGGCCCGCGGGUGGAACACAAGACCAAGCUCACUCCCAAUGGCCCUGAAAGCCACAGUUAACCCAGUCUGGCCUGUUCCAGAACACAUGGGCCCACAUGUGCACACUGUAUGAACUGCUUUCCAACAUUUCAUUGUAAAGUCCUCUCAGGUCCUUUGUAUGUGUAUGUGUAUGUGUAUGUGUUUUACAGUGAGCAGCACUAGAUGCGUUCAUAAGUUGCUUUUUCACAUCUCACACUCCCAAGUAAAUAGGAAAGGCAUGUCUUGAGGUAGAGGUGCCUCUCAACUUUGUAAUCAAUGCUGAAACAAUUGCAUGCACUGAGCAACCCUGUAUUUAUCAAUCACACCUUUCUUUUCAUGGUUUCUUUUUAUCAUUUUUAAAUACAUUUUAUAUGUAAUGUGAAGCACUAAUGUAUCUCUGUGAAUUCAAUCUUUAGUUGAACAUUUUUGCUGGAAAAGCAAAGACGAUGUGAAACCUGCAGAUUAUGUUGCCAUGCCCAGAGCACUGCAUUGACAUGGAAUCAAAGUGAAUGGCUUGCACUUUUCAAAGAAGUGAAUGUCAGAAUUGGUGUUACAGAACUUACCUGGACAAUAUUAAGAUUGUUGUCAGACAAUUAUGAUGAGACCUCUGUGAUGGUAUUAAGACUUUGUGUUUGUAAUGGUAACUGGCACAUCCUGUUUGGAUUGACCCCAGAUGGCUCGUUCUGUGUUUUUUUGCUGUGGUAAAAUAUCUUUGGAGACUAAAUGUUAAUCAAAGAGAUGUUUUACAUGCACAACAGCUGCCCUUUUGGCCAAUAGCUGGCAGCUUGUUUGUUUCUCCAAAAGUAAAGGAUGAGCUCAUGAUGGAUUUCCAAGUUGCUGUUUCAAGCAAUGCUAGAAUAUCCAGAAGGCUCGUCAUUUGCUGAAAUCGUGCUGCUUUAUAUUUGGAUGUUUCAGUCAAUGAGAUGUUUCAUUUACUCCUCUCAAUUAACUUAAGAAAAUGAAUAAUUAACAUUUUUUGUUUGAACUGUACAGUUAUCCUUAAAGUAUUGCUGUGUUAUAUUUAAAAAUUCAUUGUUCACAGGGUUGUGUAUUUAUUACUUUGUUGCUUUCCAUUUGUAAGCUAGAGAAGACUUUAUUAAUUGAUAAGGAAAUGUAUUUUUAUACGGCGCUUUGGUAAUAUUGCCCAUUUAUUAAUUUCCUGUGUCUCGUCUUACUGACAGGAUGCUAGUCAAAUUUAAAAUCUGAAACCAGUCACAUUUCUGAUGAUUGUGUCACCUGCCAAGUUUAUACAUUAAUGGGUACACGAAUGGGUACGUGAAUUUAACAUUUAGGGCAUUACAGUAUAGCGUGAUGCUCCAUGGCUGGUGGAAGUUGCAAAGCAGAUUUGCCAUUUCAUUCCUGGAAGCCAGCAUGUUCAGGAACUGUGUGUUUCUAUGUGCCAAUAACUGCCCUGCAGCUGACGUCAUCCCAAGUUAUAUUUAUAUGCUAGAGAUUGUGUUGCAAAAAUUUAUGUGUAAUGUUCAUGUGAUCCCCAUUUUCAUGGUGUGCUGGGUAUUAAUAAACAGGACAACAAUUUGCUUUCCCUAAAAUUAA
Anguilla anguilla (European eel) is the source of this 2208-nucleotide messenger RNA. RefSeq names its product stannin. NCBI's taxonomy places the organism in Eukaryota, Metazoa, Chordata, Actinopteri, Anguilliformes, Anguillidae. The transcript has 2 exons. The coding region runs from base 433 to 696 and encodes 87 amino acids. The record is from RefSeq and is a predicted model, not a curated record. Gene Ontology annotation, cellular component: mitochondrial outer membrane.